UCUCGAUGCGUCGUUGCUGGUGCCGUCAGCGAGCUGCUACGCAGGGGUGCGCUCUCUCCGCUCUCGCCGCCGCCAUCCCCCUCGCCGCGCUUCGUAGUGCCUUCAGCGCCAUUCGCGUCGUCCUCGGCAGCAGCAGCCGCCGCCGCUGCUGAAGCAACCACUUGCUGCGCUGCCUUUGAUACGGCGGUGAUCUCGAAUCCGGGAGGAGAAGGGGUACGAAAAGGUUCGGACGCUGCGCGCUCUCCAUGCUGUUGCGACAGAUCCUGCUGAGUCUGGGUCUGAGUCUGAGUCUGAGUCUGAGUCUGCGCCUGCUGCCCGCCGCUACCCUUCUGUUGAGCCUCGUCUUGUUGCUGCGACGCCCCCGCCUCUUUCAAGAUAGCCUCGGCUGCCCGCGUCAAAGCCCAGCGCGUCCUACCCCCCGGAUCGCUGUCCAGAUUGAUAUUCGCCGCCCCCGUAGCCAGAAUCUCUUGUGCCAAGUUGAGCACCUUGCCUUUCAGCGUAUCGGAGAACCCGGAGAAGGAGAGGGGGAUGUGCUUGAAGUAGUCGCCCAUCAUUUUGAAGAUGAUUAGGUGCGGGUCGAUCCUGCGGAGGAGGCGCGUGGAGAGAGAGGAGAGGAGAGAGGAUGAGGAGA
Molecule: messenger RNA, 631 nt
Organism: Jaminaea rosea
Lineage: Eukaryota; Fungi; Basidiomycota; Exobasidiomycetes; Microstromatales
Exons: 1
Coding region: 246-569 (107 amino acids)
Source: RefSeq, a predicted model, not a curated record